AUGGAACCUCUCUUCCUAUCUUCAGGACUCGAACUCUUAAAGCUUUCUCUGAAGCGCGGCGUCGUGACAUGCGACUCAUAUAUGAUUCGUCUAACGGAUGCUCAAGAGUUACGAGAGACCUCACCGUAUCUAGUUGCCAAAUUCUACUCAAAGUACCAUAUUUUCAUGAUCGGUCCUUCCUUCGCCCCUAUAUUUCGGAAAGCAGUGCAGCAAAGUUACUUGAGGUCACCUGCUAUUUUGGAAGGCAUCUACAUGGCCAUGUUUACCGCAGUCGACCGUUCUAGGACUGGAAACGACACUCUUCAUCCAGAUUUCGCUCAGGGGGCCGUAUCCCUCCAACAGCUUCGAACCACCAAAAUCAUGGGAACCACUGAUGCACUUGCCAUUUUAGCACUCGGACAAAGUCUGGCAGCCUUCGACCUUCUCACUAAGUGUGUCGACACCUCUCUGAUCCUGAGAUAUUCUCUAUCCUCGAUCCAGCCGUGGUAUCAAGAACUUUCGAAGCACCAAUUCAUCGACCUGUUUGCUGUUGCCUCCAUUUUCUGGGAUACAUCGUGGUCUUUGCUGCGACGUGAGUAUCCUGUCAUCAAAUUUUGUCCUCCAAAACUUCCAAUUGUCGACCGCUUAGCAGGAUUGUGUACGACUCUUUUGCCAAUAUUGUAUGAUUUGUGUGUUAUUGGUCACAAAAUAAAACACAAGAAAUACGCUGAACGACAAAGUUUCAUCGUGGCCAUCGAACGAAUUAAACAACGCAUUCUUGCAUGGACGGCGACUGAGCCUGAUGACCUCGCCAAGAGCUUUUCAAAGGAGGAAAUCUUGGGUAUGAAAACACAAGUCCUGAUGUACCAGAAUGUGGCGCUUUUGAUAGCACAUCGCAUGUUGAACCCGAUUGGUACACAGGAUGACACGGCGUGGGAAUACGCAAAUAGCAUUACUCUCGAGUUCUUGACCUAUCAGGCACUUGCUGGAAAUGUUGUGCAACUGCAGCAAGUUGGGUUCCCGAUCCUCAUUGCCGCACUGGAGCUCGCAGAAUUUCCAGAUGAGAUAUGGGAUUCUAUACCCUUAUUCAAUGCAGCACCACAGGCUCUUAUCAAACUCAAAACUGCCAUCGACUAUGUGUGGACGAAAAGACGGCAUGGCUACAAUGGUUACAUGCUUGAUUUGGUUGACGGAGGCCCGGACUUUGUUGUUAUACCGUGA
Molecule: messenger RNA, 1200 nt
Organism: Exophiala bonariae
Lineage: Eukaryota; Fungi; Ascomycota; Eurotiomycetes; Chaetothyriales; Herpotrichiellaceae
Exons: 1
Coding region: 1-1200 (399 amino acids)
Source: RefSeq, a predicted model, not a curated record